This is a messenger RNA of Lycium barbarum (goji berry), 1049 nucleotides long. RefSeq names its product acid phosphatase 1-like. The transcript has 3 exons. Lineage: Eukaryota; Viridiplantae; Streptophyta; Magnoliopsida; Solanales; Solanaceae. The record is from RefSeq and is a predicted model, not a curated record. The coding region runs from base 69 to 851 and encodes 260 amino acids. Gene Ontology annotation, molecular function: acid phosphatase activity.
ACUUUAUAUAAAGGACCAAUAAAAAAUCAACAUUACUUGCUAAUUACAGUACAUAACAUACCAACAACAUGAGGUUCAUUUUCUUCUUCCUCAUUUCUGUUGCAGCAAUAGCUGCAAAAGCAUCACAUAUAGACUCUAUUCCCAACCAAAUCCACCCACUGAGGCCGAAAACCGGGUCCGGGGGCCGCCACCUGGCACAAAUCAACUGCGUGAGCUGGCGUCUGGCGGUUGAGACCAAUAAUUUUCAUGAUUGGAAAUUAGUGCCCCUUCAGUGCGAAGGCUACGUGGGGCACUACAUGCUUGGCAAGCAAUACCGCGACGACUGCUAUAACGUAGUCGUCGCGGCUAUUCAAUACGCCAAGACCCUGAAAAUUGCCAAAGAUGGCAAGGAUGUUUGGGUCUUUGAUAUUGAUGAAACCACUCUCUCUAACCUACCUUAUUAUGCUCGUUCUGAUGUUGCCUUUGGGGCAAUAAAAUUCAAUGGGACGAAAUUUGACGAGUGGACGAGAGAAGGAAAAGCACCAGCAGUACCAGGUGCUCUAUUCCUGUAUAGAACUUUAUUGGCUAUGGGUAUUAAACCAGUAUUUAUUACUGGAACAAAGGAAGAAUUCAGACAAAUAAGGAUUGCCAAUUUAAAGAAAGUUGGCUACCAUUCAUGGAUUAAGCUCAUCUUAAAGGGUGCAAAUGAUACGGGAUCAUCAGUAACAUACAAGUCAGGGAAAAGGGCGGAGUUGGUGAAAGCUGGAUACAGAAUUGUUGGCAACAUAGGAGACCAGUGGAGUGAUCUGCUUGGUGACUUUGUUGGUUUGCGCACUUUCAAAUUGCCGGAUCCAAUGUACUACAUUAGUUGAAACUUGAAACUAACCACCCACUUCAAAUUUGGGCCGGGUCUCUCUUUCAAAAUGUCAUGAUAUUUGUUUGGUUUUGAUUUUUGAAAAAUGUUCCUCUCUACACUCCUAUCUCUAUUUAUUUUGAGCUUUUUUUUUCUGUGAUCAAAAGGGUGUUGAAAUGAGAAGGUGCAGUUAAUUCAUAUCAAUUGUGCUUAGUAA